AGGUGAAUUGUUGUGCAACUGGAAGGGGUUUAAUAAUGCGUUCGGUGAGUUUAGGAGAUUUUUGAUUAUGUUUUAAACAUGCAAAAUGUCUGUGUUGCGCAGAGCUAAAACAUGGGAAGUAUCUGACUCUGAGGAAAGUGACACUGAAAGAAAACCUGAUGUAAACCUCGAGAGAGAAGAGAGAUGUCAAACAAUAACAGUGAGCACCGAGGAGGCUCCAGACAUCAAGUGCAACACCCUCCAAACUUCACCCAUAAAAACUGAGCCCCGUCAAACUGCUGCUUUGCCUCCUCCACGACAACAUGCAACCCCGAGUCCCGCAAGAAAACGCCGCAGCAAAGAGGAGGUGGAGGCGGACAGAGAGGCAGCCAGGGAGAAGAGGGAGACCAGGGAGAAGGUGAGGACAGCCAGGGCCCGGGAGAAGGUGGAGAAGGAGCAGGAGCAACAGAGGAGGAGAGAGGUAAACCUCGAGAGAGAAGAGAGAUGUCAAACGAUAACAGUGAGCACCGAGGAGGCUCCAGACAUCAAGUGCAACACCCUCCAAACUUCACCCAUAAAAACUGAGCCCCGUCAAACUGCUGCUUUGUCUCCUCCACGACAACAUGCAACCCCGAGUCCCGCAAGAAAACGCAGCAGCAAAGAGGAGGUGGAGGCGGACAGAGAGGCAGCCAGGGAGAAGAGGGAGGCCAGGGAGAAGGUGAGGACAGCCAGGGCCCGGGAGAAGGUGGAGAAGGAGCAGGAGCAACAGAGGAGGAGAGAGGUAAACCUCGAGAGAGAAGAGAGAUGUCAAACAAUAACAGUGAGCACCGAGGAGGCUCCAGACAUCAAGUGCAACACCCUCCAAACUUCACCCAUAAAAACUGAGACCCGUCAAACUGCUGCUUUGUCUCCUCCACGACAACAUGCAACCCCGAGUCCCGCAAGAAAACGCCGCAGCAAAGAGGAGGUGGAGGCGGACAGAGAGGCAGCCAGGGAGAAGAGGGAGGCCAGGGAGGAGGUGAGGACAGCCAGGGCCCGGGAGAACGUGGAGAAGAAGCAGGAGCAACAGAGGAGGAGAGAGGCGGCCGAGAACCUGAAGAGUCUCCGGCCCGAGAACUGCCUCAAGAGUCUGACUGUCCGCAUAGAUCCAGGUACACCGUGCUGCCUUCAGGUGCUGUGGUUACUUCUUCCAUCGGUAAUAUUGGGACUGAAUAACAACACACUUCUGCAAGAGGGUGGCUCUGACAUCUUGCUGGACGCCUUGGCUACUUUUGAUUGGAGGUUCAGCAUUGAGGGCCAGCAGCUCCCACACAGCAUCACCUGGACCAGAGAUCUACCUCAGGGAGAAGACAGCUUAGUGGAGGAGGAGCAAGUGGUUCUGGUGCUGGGUCUGACGGACUUCAUGGACAUGGUGGUCUCUGUGAAGAAAAUGCUAGACAGUGACGGGGAGCAGACAGGGGCGGGGUCUUUCCUUACUCCUAUUUUAGAGUGUCUCAACAGGGGCACCAAAAAGGUGGUUACCCUCUUAGUGACAGACCCUCAGCAGGAUUACAGAGCUGAUGCUUUCCCUUUGGAGACUCUACAAUCCAAACUGGGGAUGGAGAACGUGGACGUGGAGGAGGUUCUCGUGUACCUGCAGCUCUGCAAGAACAUCUCUCUGGUGUUCCUUGAUGGCUGGCAGGAGGUCACUGACCAUGUGUGUGCUGUCACCAAGGCCUUAUCAAAACGCCCUUUCAAACUGCUGACGGAGCAAGCUGAGCUGCCCUUCUGUGUGGACGGUUCCUGGGCCAGCGGGGUCCGGGUGGAGAGGGACGGCUCGGGGCUGAUCCAGGUGUGGAGCAGGCAGAUCCAGCAGCUGAACAGAGUCAGCCCGGCCGUGGCCUCCACUGUAAUAGCUGCCUACCCGUCUCCUCAGCUGCUGCUGCAGACGUACCAGAGCUUGGAUUCAGAGGCAGCCAGGAAGAGUCUGCUGGCUGUUCUCUUGGUGAAGAGUGGUGGUAAAGAGAGACGUAUCGGGCCGGAGAUAUCAGCCAGAGUUUACCGCUGCUUCACAGCCCAGAACCCCCAGCUGGUCCUGGACUGAUCCGACCACUUGAAAACUUCAGCGAGGAUUAAAUCCGGCUCUGAUUUCACUUUGUCACCACUUGGCUGCUAAUUUGUUAAUGUUGAUGUUUACAAUCUAAAAAUAUGCCUUAGAUAUCAUAUGCACCUUAUUAUUUUUACAUGUCAUGAGAUCUAAGCAAUAUUAUGUUUCGUAAAAUGUGGAAGAAAAUAAUGUGUAACAUUGUUCUGUUUACAUGAAAGAUGUACUAUCAGAGGGACAUACAUGACUAUGUGUUUUGUUUGUGUGAAAUGGCAGAUAAAAUGAGCUGCAA
Messenger RNA from Eleginops maclovinus (Patagonian blennie), 2354 nucleotides. Its product is annotated as probable crossover junction endonuclease EME2. The transcript has 8 exons. Gene Ontology annotation, cellular component: Holliday junction resolvase complex; nucleus. Gene Ontology annotation, molecular function: DNA binding; crossover junction DNA endonuclease activity. The coding region runs from base 86 to 2062 and encodes 658 amino acids. Gene Ontology annotation, biological process: resolution of meiotic recombination intermediates; replication fork processing; double-strand break repair. The record is from RefSeq and is a predicted model, not a curated record. Lineage: Eukaryota; Metazoa; Chordata; Actinopteri; Perciformes; Eleginopidae.